Messenger RNA from Amphibalanus amphitrite, 1716 nucleotides. RefSeq lists its product as uncharacterized. The record is from RefSeq and is a predicted model, not a curated record. Lineage: Eukaryota; Metazoa; Arthropoda; Thecostraca; Balanomorpha; Balanidae. The transcript is spliced from 2 exons. Bases 1 to 1716 code for a protein of 571 amino acids.
AUGGAGCGCCACCGCAAGCCCGACGUCUAUCAGAUGGAGGUGGUCAUCUUUGGCGCGAAGUCAUCACCGGCAACGGCCAGCUACGUGCUGAGAAAGGCACUUCUGGACUAUGGAGCGGAGACAGACAAGGUUCUCAGUAGAAGUCCCGAGCAACUGGCCAAGUCGUUCUACAUGGACGAUUGCCUGUUCUCUUGCAUGACGGAAGACGCCGCCAAACAGCUGUACGCUGACGUGAAGGAGGCACUGGAGAGAGGAGGUUUUCACCUCACGAAGUGGAGAAGCAGUUCCCCCGCUGUGCUGAAAGGCGUUCCAGAGAGUGAGAAAGCCAGCGCCUCUGCGAGCCUAUGUCUCAGGAGCUCGCACACCGCUGAAAAGACGCUGGGCAUCGCAUGGGAGGAAGACGAGGACACAUUGGGGUUUCGUCUCCAAGCCAAAGAAGUGAGUGCAACCAAGCGUGGUGUGCUCAGCAAAGUGUCAACAAUCUUUGACCCUCUGGGGAUUGCUGCUCCUGUUACCGUGAGAGCAAAGAUGAUGAUGCAGCGACUCUGGUGGAAACAUCUGGAGUGGGACGAGCCACUACCCGAACCUGAGCUGAGCCAAUGGUUGGAAUGGCUGAGUGAAGCAGAGAAGCUGAACGAAGUCGUGAUGCAACGCUGCGUGAACCCCAGCGACCCAGGGACACUGCGACGCCAACUUCAUGUGUUCUGCGAUGCGUCAGAGAGUGCGUUCGGCGCUGUGGCAUACUGGAGGACAACUUCGAGCGAUGGGUUACACCACUGUCGCUUCCUGAUCGGCAAGUGCCGAGUCGCUCCACUGAAGCGACUAUCAAUUGUCCGUCUGGAGCUGCAAGCAGCCGUUCUUGGAGCGCGUCUGGUGGCUACCGUCCUCGGUGAGAUCACUCAGCCACCGGAUGACAUCUUCUGCUGGACGGACAGCAAGGUCGUUCAGCAGUACCUUGGUAAUGAAACCCGACGGUUCAAGACCUUCGUGGCCAACCGACUGGCUGAGAUUCACGAGCUGACCCACAACGCGUGCUGGCUCCACGUUCCUGGGAAGCUCAACCCCGCUGACGACUGUUCCAGAGGGGUUUCGGUGCUCAUGCUCAGUCAGGACGGCAGGUGGCUGACGGGUCCCACCUUCUUGAGGGAGGACGUCAGCCAGUGGCCACCUCAAGAGGAGCUAGCCCAGCUGGCACAGGAUGAAGAGAUGCGGGACGCGCUGGUAUUCACGACUACCAAGUGCACAUCAGAGGAACCGAUUCCAGCGAGGUUUUCAUCCUGGGGGAAGUUCAAGCGAGUCGUUGGAUGGACGAUGCGCUUUACGCGCAACAUGAAGGCGUGUCUUUCAGGACAGCUGCCGAAGGCCACCGGACCACUCUCACGUUCGGAACUGCAAGCAGCGGAGGUGUGGGUCGUUGCCAGGGAACAGGCGCAGUCCUAUGCUGAAGAAGUGCGCUGUCUGACGCAGCAACGGCCGCUGCCUUCGUCCAGUUCUCUGCUUCCUCUGGCCCCGUUUCAGGACGAGGACGGCCUGGUCAGAGUCGGGGGACGCAUCGGCAAGGCAUGCAUCUCGGAGGAAGCCAAACACCCAAUCAUCCUUCCACGGCAAAGGCCGCCCCUGUGCCACCGCGGAUGGCUGAUCUCCCUCGGGAGAGACUCGAAGCUGGACGGCCAUUUCGAAACGCUGGUGUCGACUUCUUCGGGCCGCUGCAUGUGA